Molecule: messenger RNA, 3441 nt
Organism: Cajanus cajan (pigeon pea)
Lineage: Eukaryota; Viridiplantae; Streptophyta; Magnoliopsida; Fabales; Fabaceae
Source: RefSeq, a predicted model, not a curated record
UACAUGGCUUGUGUGAUCAUGAAGUCAUCCAUUCUGACUCUUUGCUGCCUUGCAUUGUUUACGUUGCGUUUUGGUGUUUGCAGAGAGAUAGAGUGCAUCCCAAGUGAGAGAGAAACACUUAUGAAGUUGAAGCAUCAUCUCAUUGAUCCUUCAAAUAGGCUUUCAUCUUGGAAUCAUAAUAAUUCAAAUUGUUGCCAAUGGCCUCUAGUUGUCUGCAACAACCUCACUGCCCACGUUCUACAGCUUCACCUCAACACUUCGCCAUUUGAUCCAAAUGACUAUCUGCAUCCUACUGUUGAUUUCGAAGGUCACCACGAAGCUUAUAUGAGAACCCUAUUUAGUGGAGAGAUAAAUCCUUGUUUGGCUGAUUUGAAGCAUUUGAAUUAUUUGGAUUUAAGUGGCAAUGAUUUCAGAGAUAUGCCAAUUCCGGCAUUCAUCCACACUGACCUCGGCACAAUGACCUCUUUAACUCACCUCGACCUUUCAAAUGCGGGAUUCAGUGGGAAAAUUCCUCAUCAGAUCGGGAAUCUCUCCAAUUUGCUCUACCUUGAUUUGAGAAUUGAUUCUUUUUAUGUUGGACCUCUAUUUGCAGAAAAUGUUGAUUGGCUUUCAAGUCUAUCCAAGCUUGAGUAUCUUCACUUGGGAUGUGCAAAUCUUUCCAAAUCAUUUGAUUGGCUACACACUCUCCAAGCUCUUCCUUCUUUGAUGCACCUACAUUUGUCAGGAUGUUCGCUCCCUCUCCCUCACUAUAGCCAACCAUCUUUAGUUAACUUCUCAUCUCUCAUCACUCUUCAUAUGUCCUCUAUUCAUUAUCCUUUUGUCCCAAAGUGGAUAUUUUGUCUGACCAAGCUUGUUUCUCUCCAAUUUUGGGGAAAUGAAAUUCGAGGUUCGAUUCCCGAUGGUAUUCAAAAUCUCACACUACUUGAAAAUCUUCACUUGACUUCAAAUUCAUUAUCAUCUUCUAUACCUAAUUGGUUAUCCGGUCUUCAACAUCUCAUGUUCUUGGACUUGUCAGACAACAAUUUGCAUGGGAUUAUCCCUAAUGCCAUGGGAAAUUUGACUUCUCUAGUUCAACUUGAUUUGUCCAAUAAUCAACUCAGAGGAAAAAUUCCAACUUCUUUGGGUAAUCUAUGCAACUUGAAAGAGAUAAGUUUCUCAUUUCUCAAACUCAACCAACCGAUUAAUGAAAUUAUACAAAUUCUUGCUCCUUGUAUUUCUCAUGGACUUACAUCACUUGGAAUUCAAAGUUCUCAACUUUCAGGCAAUCUGACUGAUCAAAUUGGAGAUUUUAAAAAUAUUGUCUCACUACAAUUUCGCAACAAUGCAAUUGGUGGUGAACUUCCUAAAUCAUUUGGAAAACUUUCAUCAAUAACAUAUCUUGAUCUGUCCACAAAUCAAUUUACAGGAAAUCCAUUUGAAAGUCUUAGAUCACUCUCUAAAUUGUCAUAUCUUGCAAUUUAUGGCAACCAUUUUCAAGGAGUUGUCAAAGAAGAUGAUCUUGCAAAUCUUAUGAUUUUAGAGAAAAUUUUGGCAUCGGGGAGCAAUUUGACUUUAAAAGUGAGUCCCAAUUGGUAUCCUAAUUUUCAGCUUACUUAUUUGGAUAUGAGCUCAUGGCAAAUAGGUCCCAACUUUCCAUCAUGGCUUCAGUCACAAAACAAACUUGACUAUUUGGACAUGUCUAAUGCAGGAAUACUUUAUUCUAUUCCCACUUGGUUUUGCGAAGCAUUUUCUCAUAUGCUUUAUUUAAACCUCUCUCAUAAUCAUAUCAAUAGUGAGCUUGUGACCACAUUAAGGAAACCAUUAUCAAUCAAUACGAUUGAUCUAAGUACAAAUCACAUUAAUGGUAAAUUACCAUAUCUUUCAAAUGAUGUGUAUCGGUUAGAUCUUUCAAACAAUUCAUUCUCUGAAUCCAUGAAAGAUUUUUUGUGUAAAACUCAGGACAAGCCAAUGCAAUUAGAAUUUCUCAAUCUCGCAUUGAAUAAUUUGUCAGGAGAAAUACCUGAUUGUUGGAUGAUUUGGCCAUUUCUAGUUGAUGUAAAUUUACAAAGCAACCAUUUUGUUGGGAACUUGCCACCAACCAUGGGUUCCUUAGCUCAGCUACAGUCUUUACAAAUUCGUAACAACUCACUCUCAGGAAUAUUUCCCACCAGUUUGAAGAAGAAUAACCAAUUGAUAUUCUUGGACCUCGCGGAAAAUAAUCUUUCGGGAACUAUUCCAACAUGGGUUGGAGAAAAGUUCCUAAAUAUGCAAAUCCUCAGCCUUCGAUCAAAUGAUUUUUCCAGUCACAUUCCAAAUGAAAUAUGUCGCAUGAGUUUUCUUCAAGUUUUAGACCUUGCACAAAACCAUUUGUUUGGCAAUAUACCUAGUUGUUUGAAUCACUUGAAUGCCAUGACACUAAUGGGUAGAAGUACAGAUCCUCUUAUCUUUUCUAAAGCAAUAAACUAUACAUUUAGUGACACAACAAGUAUAGUCAGUAUGCUCCUUUGGCUGAAAGGAAGAGGAGAUGAGUACAAAAACUUUCUAGGUUUGGUAACAAGCAUUGAUCUGUCAAGUAACAAAUUAUCAGGUGAAAUACCUACAAAAAUCACAAAUCUAAAUGGAUUGAUUUUUUUGAACUUGUCCCACAACCAAUUAACUGGUCAUAUUCCAUCAAGUAUUGGUAAUAUGGGAUUGUUACAAAUCAUUGAUAUAUCAAGGAAUCAACUUUCAGGAGAAAUCCCUCCAACCAUAUCAAAGUUGAGCUUUCUUAGUGAGCUAGAUUUGUCUCAUAAUCAUUUGAAGGGUAAAAUUCCAACAGGCACUCAGAUUCAAAGCUUUGAAGCAUCCAAUUUUGUUGGCAAUAAUUUGUGUGGUCUACCACUACUUGUUAAUUGUAGUUCGAAUCCACAAAUUCCUAAUAAUAAUCACAUUGGUACAGAGGAUGAUGGGCAUGGAAUAAAUUGGUUCUUUGUGAGUAUGACACUCGGAUUUGUUAUGGGAUUCUGGGUAGUUGUUGCUCCUUUGUUCAUUUAUAGAUCAUGGAGAUAUGUCUAUUUUUGUUUUCUUGAUGACAUGUGGUACAAGUUGCAAUCCUAUUGGUGAUUGUUCAUUUUUAAUGUAGCGUUGUUAUUUUAUAUUGUUGGAAAUAAAUUACAUUAUAAUUGCAACUUUCACCCCCAAAAGACACAAUAGGCUAAUUGCCUCUACCAUUUGGAUAUUCAUUUAAAUUCACCAAAAGGAGACUAAUAUCCAUUUCUUGCCUUAAAAAUGUAUUUUUGUUCCCUUGUUGUGCCUUUUCAAUUAAGCAACUAACAUGCUUUCAAAUUAGAGUGCAAAGCAUCUUUCAACUUAUACUUUUUUAUCCUUACUCUUCUUCAUAUGUGGUUUUGUCUUGGUUAAGAUACUUGAUCCCCAUUUGAUGAUUUAAGGAACCUGAUCUUAGAGAUUAUUUGAUAUUUUAGA